Messenger RNA from Rhopilema esculentum, 3113 nucleotides. RefSeq names its product exosome complex component 10. The record is from RefSeq and is a predicted model, not a curated record. Gene Ontology annotation, cellular component: nucleolus; nuclear exosome (RNase complex). Gene Ontology annotation, molecular function: 3'-5'-RNA exonuclease activity; nucleotide binding; single-stranded RNA binding. Lineage: Eukaryota; Metazoa; Cnidaria; Scyphozoa; Rhizostomeae; Rhizostomatidae. Gene Ontology annotation, biological process: exonucleolytic trimming to generate mature 3'-end of 5.8S rRNA from tricistronic rRNA transcript (SSU-rRNA, 5.8S rRNA, LSU-rRNA); histone mRNA catabolic process; nuclear polyadenylation-dependent snRNA catabolic process.
UGAGUAAACCUUCGAUCGAAGAACGUCUGAAUGUUGGACCUCGACUUGAAACCGAGUCAAAAUGGCCUACAGAUCUUUACUUUGUGAAGGGAAGAUUGCACGUGAAUCAAGUUCACAACUUCAUAAAUGAAUUGGACACUGUAAUUUCUUGUAUGUGUCAUGGCAGAGCAGAAAGAAGAUAUUUUUGGUUUUGAAUCAUUACAAGAAUUUUCCCAGACAUGGCUAAAAAAUCUUGUUAUGUGCACCAAGGCAUCAAAUGAAAUGAUAAAAUCUCAUGAUGAUCAUGAAUUUUGGACUGGUUUUGAGCAGUAUCAAGACUUUUGUGCAAGUACAGGGACAAGUGUGCUAAAAAUGAUAGGAGAUAUUCUGCGUCACCAAGGAGUCCAAUGCAGAUGGUCCCAAUCAGUGUCUAAACAUUAUCCUCACAAUGAUAUUGAUGAUAGAUUUGAUAGCAUUGUUGAGGCUAAUGAUAUUCUUUUGGAAAGAAUUGACACCCAGCUUGAUGAAAUCAUCAACCCCAGCAAUUCAAAGAAGAUUCUACCAUCAGCAACAACACCAGUUAAUGUUUCUAUUGACUCCAGCUGGAAUAAGCGAUCUAACGAGAAAAAACUGAAGCAUGAUCGCUGGAGGAAGUUUAAUCUAAUAACAGCCCGGAAUAUUGAGCGACCGCAGCUAAAAUGGAAAAGGAAAGUUGACAACAGCAAUGCUCCCUUUGUCCCAAUUCUCAAACAGAAACCAAACGCAAUAAAGGAAUGGAGGCCGUCUCAAAGAUUUGAAGAAGAUGGUCGAGAGUCGAAGGUGAUGUCUACUGUUGAUGAUUUCAUUCACAGUCAGAGGCUUGGGGAGGAUUUUGACAUGUUUGAAGAUAGACAUCCAUACAGAUUUGAACUAGAGUCUUUUGAGCCUGUGCCAUGGCAGUUAGAAAAAGGAGCAAUAGAGCCCUACAAAGGUAUUGAAAAAACAUCGUUGACUGUUAUUGAUGACGUCGAAAAGCUAAAUGGUCUGCUUGAGAAAUUGAAAGCUGUAAAAGAAGUAGCAAUCGACUUGGAGCAUCAUUCGUACCGGUCUUUCAUGGGUUUCUGUUGCUUGAUGCAGAUUUCGACGCGGGAAGAAGACUUUAUUGUAGAUACUAUUGUUUUGAGGGAAGACCUCCAAGUUUUAAAUGAAGUUUUUACAAAUCCUGGCAUUUUAAAGGUUAUGCAUGGUGCAGAUCAAGACAUUGAAUGGCUUCAGCGUGACUUUGGUUUGUACAUAGUAAACAUGUUUGAUACUGGGCAGGCAGCUAGAAUCCUGCAACUGGCCCGUUUCUCCCUUGCCUUUCUUCUGAAAGAGUACUGUGAUAUUGCUGCCGAUAAACAAUACCAGCUUGCCGAUUGGAGAUUGAGGCCCUUACCAGAUGAGAUGGUAAAAUAUGCUCGUGAGGAUACACACUAUCUGCUGUACAUUUAUGAUAAACUGAGAGAUAUUCUCUUCGAAAAAGCAGAAGGGCAGUCAUCUUUAAUGAAAGCCGUGUAUCAGAUGAGCAAAAAAAUAUGCUUAAAGGUCUACGAGAAGCCCAUAUUCACUCCUGAUGCAUAUAUGGAUAUUUGCACCAAGUACAAAAAGAAACUCAACGACCAGCAACUAGAGUGUUUAAGACUUCUGGUUGCCUGGAGAGAUAGAACAGCAAGAGAAGAAGAUGAAAGUUAUGGGUACGUCAUACCCAAUCACAUGAUGCUGCGUAUUGCUGAGCAGUUGCCAAGGGAACCCGAAGGAGUCCUUGCAUGUUGCAAUCCUAUACCUCCACUGGUCAGACAGCGAGUAGCUGAGAUUUAUAAUCUGGUAAAAGAGGCACGAAUUUUCAACGCUAAAAAGCUUUCAGGAAGUUCUAACACAAAACCAUCGGAAGAUACAUCACAACCCAAGCGAAAGGAAAAAGAUGACUCGUUCGUUGAAACACUAGAAGGAAGUGACUACUACUCUUCUGCCCAAACUGGCUUCGAAAUUUACACUCCGAGUGGACCAUCCGUCAAGAAGUUAACCGUGGCCACCCUGUUUCAUGACGAACCCGAUAAAAAAGAGAAAACAGAUAAUGAAAGAAAGGCACGGUUUAUCUUAGAGUCAUUCAGAAGCCCGUUUGAGUUGUAUUUACCCAAGGAAAGGAAUUCCACAGAUCCAGCAGAGAUUAAUAAAAAAUGGAAACAAUCUACUGUCACAUUUUUGGAACAAAACAAAGAGGCAGAGACAGAGACAGCCGGUGCAGGGCCAAGUUCUGAAGACAAUGCCCCUAAAAGAAAAUCACAAGAAGAAUCUACCAACAGUUCACAGAAGACUCUAAGAGAUGAGCUUGUUAAGAAGCAGAAAAAGGGUGCCUUGUCGGAAGACCCAAACAGUGGAUCAGAGUCACCUGUUUUGUUCUCUUAUGAAAAAGCAGCAACUGGCCCUGCAUUUGUCCCAUUUGACUACUCAAAAGCAGGGAAAAUAAAGACAGAACCUGGCUCUUCAAAUGAUGUCACAAAGGAGCAGUUAGGGAAUAUUGUCGAAGCACCGUUAAAAAAGGGUGACGUCCGUGCCAAAAAAAGAUUUCAGAGAGGCGGAGGAAAGUCAAUGUCAUACAAAAGAUAGGAAAAGAUCACAGAGAUUUUUCUCUUUACAUAGAAUAUUAAAUGUAGAAAUGUACAGCUUUUACGUAUGUAUGAAAGCGUUGCUGUCUAGGUCAAACGUGUCGUUCUUUCAACAUUGCCUUGAAUUUGCUAAUAAAUGUCGCACUUGUACUCGCACGUCGAAAGCAGCCUUCUCAGCUAUUAUCACGGCAUGUCUAUUGCUGAUUUCGUCGUUUCCUCUUCGUUUUCUAAUAACGUUUGUAUUGAUGUUAAGCCCCGGUCAAACGAACUGAACAUUUGACCGGGGCUUUAUAUCUGCAAACGACACCUGCAUAUAAGAAUCUGUAGUUUUACAUGUCAGGCUGUUUAGAGUCGUAUAUCGAGCGGAAUUUGGUUUUUUUAGUGGUGCUUGUAUAUUUGCAGGGAUCAAGCAUUCUGUUCGUUAAGAACUUUGUUGAAAAUAACUGCGAUUUUACCAAAGCUCCAUGCAUGAUUGUGACUGAUAGAGUAUUUUCUGGCCUAUUGUGUAAU